AUGCCCACCCCAAUACUGGCUCUCAUUCAAUUGAAACACCGCCAACCAGCCCGUAUUCCUCUGCACGCUGCGACUACUCACCUGAGCCUUAGACCAAAACCAGCUCCACAUGUCGCGGGCACGAAUUGGCCGACGAGCGGUAGUCUGACACCGCGCGUUGAUGUGCUGGUUUGGCUGAGCCAGUUCGGUGUAGCCAGCGCGUAUGAAGGCGUCGGAGAGAUAGUCGCGCAGUUGUUGGAUUGCACGUCGCCGCCGGCGCAACUGUUAUUUCAGUAUGCGGCGAUGGAAGAGAUCGGUGGGGUGGUGGCUAAGGCAUGGGGUGCGAAUUCGAGGGUGGUGGGGAUGGAUUGGGCGGGAGUGGGCAUGUCGGGGAGGAUCAUGGGGGGUGGUGGGGGGGAGGUCGUCUCCAUGACUUUACUAAGGGGUUGGGCGUAUCUGGUUCUGCCGGAGACAGACUGGAUGAUGAUGUGUAGUCUUCGCGACAGCCGGGGUUGGUUUAUCGACUAUGAAGGUGCGUCGGACGGGUCUGGAACCGUGGCUCUGGACACGGCAGCAUCUGAAUUGGAGAACUGGUAUAAUGCAACGGGGUUCUUUACAAAUGUUACUUGGAAUCCGUACUAUGAGGCGGGCCCGUCUAUCGACACUCUGCAGGAUUUGGAUGUGUCGUCUACCAAGAGUGUUGCUUUGUGGGUUGAUUCAAGAGUACUAGGGGGCGGCGACGUGAAGGGUACAACGCAUAUCAUUGGCCUUACCAGUAAGCCUCAAAUCAAUGCGACGGACAAUUCGAUCAAGUUUGGGUAUUGGACCUGGGGGAAGCCGGCAAGGGUGAUGGACGGUAAAUUGGAUUUUAUACAGGGGAGUAUCAAGGGUGUUUUUGUUGCCACUGUUUGA
This is a messenger RNA of Aspergillus piperis CBS 112811, 891 nucleotides long. RefSeq lists its product as uncharacterized. The coding region runs from base 1 to 891 and encodes 296 amino acids. The transcript is spliced from 2 exons. Lineage: Eukaryota; Fungi; Ascomycota; Eurotiomycetes; Eurotiales; Aspergillaceae. The record is from RefSeq and is a predicted model, not a curated record.